AUGGCAAAGGGUGGUUAUACGGAUCAUAUAGCCCACCAAGUGGAGCUGUAUAGGAAAAAGGAACAUGAUCAAAAAGACCAGGACCAAGAGACCCUCAGGAAACUUAAUCAAAUACAACUGAUGGAUAACAAGAGGAUGGAGAAGAAGCAGGCUCUGGUUUAUGCAGAAUCAGGCUCCACUAAAUCAACUAGUACCACCACCACAGCCGAACCAGGUUCCAGCUCCAACCGUUCCAGCCACCGCCGAUGGUUCCAGUUGUCUCCUACCCACAGCCAGCUUUUGAUCAAGCACAGCCCUGGAGAGGAAGAGAUCAAAGAAAUUUCGGAAGAGGAUGGUUUAAUCCAAACUUUCAACAGCAAUCAAACGAAUGUUAUACUUGUGGACAACAAGGCCAUUUUGCUCGCGAGUGCAACUGGUCCAGAGGAAACUUCAGAGGAGGAUCAGAGGAAGUAUAUUCUGUUUAAUGAGGUUAGGUGGAUGAAAAUUAAAGAUGAUUGUUCCCUUGUCCUGCGUAACGUUACUCGGGAAGAUGAAGGGGAAUAUAUGUGUACAUAUCGAGAGCCAGAGUUUAAAUUUGUUCCAUCUAGCCACUCUUGGAUUGAAAGUUACGUAAGUCGUAAGGUGAGACUUAUGAUAACAAACCUAAGACCUGUUGAAGUAACCACUGCAAAGGUAAAUAACACACGGAUAGAGGCUGCUACUUUAAAUUUGAAAUCAAUAAAUAAUGAUAAUGCGUUCAAUCAGAGUACUACCUUGGUGACAACAUUAACGCCUAGGAAAUUGGAGAAUGUGACACAGACAUUUGAUAAAGUAUCCUUGAAAGUGAAAGAGAUGGUAAAUGAGAGCCGGAAGUCUAUGUUGGAGAUGGGGAUUAGUGUGAAUAGUAGGAAGGAGAUUGAGGAAGUGAAGGUUGGAAAUUCAUCUGAGACUGUUCAGAGGAAUAUUGUAGAUGUGGGAAAGGAGUUUGUUGACUCGGAUCAGAUAUCACAGGAGAUGUUUGAACAGAACCAUGUAUUGCAGAAGAGAGAAGCUAAGUGGAAAGCAUAUGGAUUUAAUGCUUCAGUGUUGGGAAUUGUAGACCCAUGGGCAGGUAGAAAUUUAUGGUUUCAGCAGUUAACACACUCAGUGAGAUCAAUCAAGAAAUUGAAGGGCCCAUGUGUGUUGAAAGUACCGGAACCAUUAACUACUUCAUGUCAAUCUUCUGUACUGUCAUGGCUCUUGUAUCAACAGCAAUCAUCAGUGGAUAAAGUGAUGGCUUUAUCAGUGAACCUUUUUAAGCCUAGAUUGAAUUGUUCUUGGUUGGCAGGAUUACCAUAUGAGAAUUUACUUGAACAACAUGAAAACGUGAUGACAGCGGUACCUGAUCCGAUGGAAGUGAAACCUGUGAGGGCAAAGAAUUGGAAAUCCACCAUCUGCACCUGUCAGUCGAGCGCCCCCAGCUCCUUUAACUACCAGUGGAGCGCCCCCAGCUCCUGUAACUACCAGUCAAGCACCCCCAGCUCAUUUACCUGCCAGUCAACUGCCCUCAGCUCACGCAACUACUAG
Messenger RNA from Sebastes umbrosus (honeycomb rockfish), 1545 nucleotides. RefSeq lists its product as uncharacterized. The transcript is spliced from 3 exons. The coding region runs from base 1 to 1545 and encodes 514 amino acids. Lineage: Eukaryota; Metazoa; Chordata; Actinopteri; Perciformes; Sebastidae. The record is from RefSeq and is a predicted model, not a curated record.